AUGGCAGAAGUGGUAAGCAAGCAGAACGUCACACACUCCCCACAUGCAGUGGCAGUAGCAGCCGGGUCACAACUGAAACCUCCUGCGUCUCGCCCCACUGCGCAGAAAUCAAAUCCAUUUAAUAUUGCCACGCAGACACUUCUCCAGACAAACAAUACUGACCCUCAUACCACACAGCAAGACGCACCUCAACCUCCACACGUUCGCAAACCACGCAAAUCGGUGGCCUUCUCCGGCGACGACACAAUCAUGGACGAGAACGGCGAGAUCUCAGAGGCCCCGACCAAUACGGCCGAAGACAAACCCACGGCUGAGAAGCACUCUUCACCACCCGAUGACAAGGCCGUCGAUGAAAUGACUGACAUGUUUGCGGGCCUGAACAAAAAGAAGAAGAAGUCCUCCAAAACCAAGACAGCCGACGGCGAGGCUGGUGCCGACGAUGCCGCCGCCGCCGGCGAUGAAGCCUUUGACCCAACGGUCCUGAAAAAGAAGAAGAAGAAGUCGACCAAGAGCAAGACAGAGGGCGGUGAGGACUUCGCGGCCAAACUGGCCUCCGCAGGCCUCGAACCAGGCUCCGAAGAUCAAGCCACAUCCGAGCAACCUCAGCAAGAGCAGUCGGGCGAUAUGCUGACCGGCACUGGCAUUUGGUCGCACGACGCGAAUACUCCGAUUUCGUACAAUCUGCUUCUCAAACGCUUUUUCCUCCUCGUCAACGAGCACAACCCAGACAUUCUCUCAUCAGGCUCCAAAUCAUACAAGAUCCCGCCGCCACAGUGUCUACGUGAAGGCAACAAGAAGACCAUCUUCGCCAACAUCGCCGAGAUAUGCAAGCGCAUGAACCGAAACGACGAGCACGUCACGCAGUUCCUGUUCGCCGAAUUGGGUACAUCCGGCAGUGUCGACGGAUCGAAGCGUCUGGUUAUCAAAGGUCGUUUCCAGCAGAAGCAGAUUGAGAACGUGCUCAGACGGUACAUUGUCGAAUACGUCACCUGCAAGACGUGCCGGUCCCCUAACACGGAGUUGAGCAAGGGCGAGAACAGAUUGUACUUUGUUACCUGCAAUAGUUGCGGAAGUAGAAGAUCGGUCACGGCCAUCAAAUCUGGAUUUACGGCCCAAGUCGGCAAGCGUAAGAGGCUCAAUGGUUAA
This is a messenger RNA of Exophiala spinifera, 1146 nucleotides long. RefSeq lists its product as uncharacterized. Gene Ontology annotation, molecular function: translation initiation factor activity; translation initiation factor binding; mRNA binding. Gene Ontology annotation, cellular component: eukaryotic translation initiation factor 2 complex. The record is from RefSeq and is a predicted model, not a curated record. The coding region runs from base 1 to 1146 and encodes 381 amino acids. The transcript is spliced from 2 exons. Gene Ontology annotation, biological process: translational initiation; formation of cytoplasmic translation initiation complex; formation of translation preinitiation complex. Lineage: Eukaryota; Fungi; Ascomycota; Eurotiomycetes; Chaetothyriales; Herpotrichiellaceae.